Halichondria panicea is the source of this 1669-nucleotide messenger RNA. RefSeq lists its product as uncharacterized. The transcript is spliced from 4 exons. Bases 43 to 1569 code for a protein of 508 amino acids. The record is from RefSeq and is a predicted model, not a curated record. Lineage: Eukaryota; Metazoa; Porifera; Demospongiae; Suberitida; Halichondriidae.
GUGCUCUAUGUGUUGUCAUGUGGUGUAAACUAAUUCAAAAAAAUGGCGGCUGAAAAUAGUCAAGACGUUCCUAUGGAGGAAAUAGCUAGUUUAAAGGAACAGAUACAGAGCCUUGUGUCACUCAGACUACCAGGAUGUAAUGUGAAUCCACUGUGUGCAGAAAGUUUAAACAAGAGAAAAAGAAAAUGGAGAAAAAGGCACAAGACAAAUGCAGUUGAUUUAAAGGAAGACGCAGUUAGGGGCGAUGAAGAGGUUCGUUGUGAGAUGGAGGGCUUACUGAGUGCUGGUUGGGAGGUACAGAAUCAAUUGGCCUCUGCCCGGAAGGAAGGACUAAAUACUACAAGCCAACUACGUGCUGAAAAGUGGGAGCAUUGUCUACUAGCAAUUAACUAUCGUUUGGGUCAAUCUAAGCUGUCUCUGGAAGAUGUUCAGCAUCUGGCCCCCCGCCACGCUCCCUCUGUGCUCACUUCACAGCCUGUCAACAAUUACCAAGGGAUAAUAUUAGACUUGCAAGCUGCCCUUGCUAAAGCUCAGUCGCUCAGAACUGUUGGAAACAUGAAGCUUGCAGAGACGCCUCGAGUCCCCAUCAUCUCUCAGUCCUCCAAGACACCACUCACACCCCUCCAAUCGAUAGAUGUGCCACCUCUAGAAGAACCCCCUCUGGCACCACCCCUACCCCUUCAGUCAAUAGAUGUGCCACCUUUUGAAGACCCUCCUGUAACACUGCGCUCACUUCUCAAGCCAAUAGAUGUGACACCUCUAAAAAACAACCCUACAGAACCACAAAUACACCUUCAGUCAAUAGACGUUCCGCUUUUUGAACAAUCCCCUGUGGCACCACUAAUACCCCUUCAGCCAAUAGAUGUGCCACCUCUAGAAACCUCCAUCAUCUCUCAACAAGAUACACUACCCAUUCAUGUACCUCAACUUAUUGAAGAGGCAACUGUCACGGUAAUCACUACUCUGCCCAUUGUGCCUCAAGAUCCGAUCAGAAUGCCGAUUUCUUUUAUGCCAGCUAACCCCUCGUUGACCCCAAUCACCUCUACAGACAUAACAACAGACUAUUCUCGCACCUCAGACACGGAUACUUCUCCUCAAAUAGGCAUGGAGGUUGUGUGUGGUGGAGUGGAGGAACUUGCAGCCCCUUCAAUUGCCAUGGACAAUGAUAUCGUGGUUGGAAGCUCAGCCAGUUGUGUAUCUCUACAGCAGGAGCAAACCUCUGACAGUGAUGCUUCUAAAACCCCUGUAAGCAAGAAAUCUCGUACCCCUACCUCUAAAACAAGACGUCGUUCUAAAAAAGGCAGUGUUCCACGACGAUCGAGCAAGAGACUAUCGAGCAAGUCUCCCCAUCCAGAGAACGGUGCAUCAGAUACCGAUACAGACAGUGACUCUCAAAUGAGGAAAAUGUUGGAGGUUUUAGAGCGUGCUCCCUAUAAUCUACGAAUACCCCAAAACAACAACCUUGGAGAGAAUAUACGUUACAGUUUCAAGAAUGGAGUCAGUGUGACUGCAGUUGCUAAGAAAAAAAAGAGACAAUCUAUCAGCACUCCUAGAGACAAGCACUUGUAGCUAUAUGUAUGUACUCAUUGGCAUUAUUAUUUAGCUCAUUGCAUUACCUGCUCCCUUUUUUUUUCAGAUUCGUAUUUGCCAUUUUUAGAUCAAACUUUAA